Messenger RNA from Limulus polyphemus (Atlantic horseshoe crab), 5744 nucleotides. RefSeq names its product guanylate kinase-like. The record is from RefSeq and is a predicted model, not a curated record. The transcript is spliced from 4 exons. Gene Ontology annotation, cellular component: cytosol. Lineage: Eukaryota; Metazoa; Arthropoda; Merostomata; Xiphosura; Limulidae. The coding region runs from base 698 to 1081 and encodes 127 amino acids. Gene Ontology annotation, molecular function: GMP kinase activity.
UUGGACUCCAUUCACCAUAACAUUAAAUUCACCAUUUAACACAAAAAUAACAAACAACCUCAACAUUAUUAGGUUUAACACACAGUUCACGAAUAGAAUUCACCUUAAGCACACUCACACUGGUCUCUACAGCCCCUGGAAUUACUCUCUUGAAACUAAACAAAAAGUAAAUACACUAAAAAAAACCUUUUAAACACAGCUUCAAGUCUGCUCAACUGGCAGCACUGGCAGUUAAACUUCUCUCACAACCACCAGAACGAAAACCUCAAAAUUCGUCACAAACGGAAUUGAUAUUAAAUAUACCAAACAACAACACUGCAGUUACUAUUUAUAGCUGAAAUCAGUUUAAAAGUAAUUCACAACUGGACAAAACUUGCCAUUAAAUAUAAAAUACCUGUUGACUUCAAAUUCACUCAAAAACCUAACCCUAAAUUAAAAUCAUUAGUAAAAUCGCACAAUACCAACAUCAUUUAUAAAAUAACAUUCAAUAUAUGUCCAGAAUUCUACUUUGGAGAAAGGGAAAAAAACAUUUGGAAAAUAGAUGCCAUUAUAACUCAAAAAGUACAGUGUAUAUAUUACCAAGCUGUUAAUUAUUUUAUGUAUAGAUAAAUUACUUAAACCUUAUGAUGACAUCUUUCCAGCCACUUUAAAUUUUAAUACAGCUAGAAUGUUCUAAAUAAAAUUUAAAAAAAUAUUCAUGUUAUACAUAAGUAAGAAAUGUUUAUUAUUGUACAGUAAAAACGCCGUGAAAGAUGUACAAAAACAAUGCCGUAUCUGUAUUCUGGACAUCGAAGUUGAAGGUGUAAAAAAUGUAAAGAAAACAGACCUUGAUCCACGCUGUGUGUUUAUCAAGCCACCCAGUAUGCAGGUGUUGGAGGAGAGAUUGAGGGGUAGAGGAACGGAGACAGAGGAAAGUAUUCAAAGAAGACUGUCUAAAGCUCAGGGGGAAAUGAAAUAUGGUGAAACACCAGGGAAUUUUGAUCUGAUAUUAGUGAAUGAAUGUGUGAAGAAUACUUACAAGUACUUGCGAGCGUUUUUAAUGAAAGAUAUUGAAGAAGUGAAAAAGAUGAAAAGUGAUUAAGAAAUGUCAUUGAGAUAGUGAAGACACCAAGAGUAGGGUUUGUCUAAAGUAAAAUAUUUGACUGGAUAGUCCCAUCCGCAUUUGAAAGAAACUAACACUUGUUAUCUGUUGUUUUUACAAACUAGUCUGUUACUUUGUAUGUCAGAAGAUCAGGUUAAAUGUGUUGUUUAUGUACAUAUAUUUAUUUAUUUAUUUUAAAUAGUCUUUAUUUUUUCAAUAUACCACAGUAUAUUACCCACAACUGCACAUAGGAAAUAUGCGUAGAUUAAGAACAAUCUUUUAGGUAGCCAAUCAGGUAAAGCAUUUAUUAUGUUUGGGUAAAAAUGCUAUUUUUCUUUUUUACCAAAUUUAUACGAAGCAGAACAUAGUUUAAUAUAGAAAUAACUAACUUUUCGUUUGUUCAAAUUGAUUUAAAAUCAAUUAACAUAACUCACUGAGUUUAAUAUUAAUUUAAACAAAAUAUUUUGUGAUUUAACUUGAAUAAUUAAACUGAUAUAACUGACGUUAAUUUGAAUACAACUUUUUUGGUUUACCCAAACAGUAAAUAAAACAAAACAACCAACCCCACGAGACACGUGUCACCAGAAAUUGUAGAGUUCUGUUAACAUUUUUAAGUCUGUCCUCGAUUUUACUAAAUCAAUGUGUUCAUAGGCUAGCGAGUUUUGUUAAUUAAUCAAAAUACUGAACUUCUUACACUUGUUAAGAAAGAAACAUUGUUAUCAGUAACUCUGAACAGUUUUCAGACUGGCUACUGUGCUUAGAUGUGUAGCCUAAUUUUGCUAGUAACACUUGUACUUGGAUGUUAUAAGAUGGACGUGUCAGGCAGCAAGAUUUACAGGGGCCACUUUGACUCGGAUAUCUAUUGAAACUAAGAAAUGAGCAGUCUGUCAUUGUUACAUCUUUCAUACAAAAAAGGAACUUUUUAAUAAGACCUGAAACUUGUCGCAUCAUCUGAAAAUAACCUCAUUUUCUUCAUGUGCGAACAAAGAGUGCCUUUAAAUGUAACAGAAUAAACAACUCCCUCCCCUGUGAGUUACUCUUAAAACUCAGAUUCUCUCACAACAGACUGUGGUGUUUCAUUAAAAAAAUUCACUGAUGGACAGUAUUUUAAAACUCCUUAACAAUCAUUUCUAAGAUGAUCAUUUGAAUUAUUACAUUUUGAAUUUUAUUCUCAGAGUUAAUAUUCAACAUGUGUGAUAUAGCCCUUCAAUUCUGGAUAUGUAUCCCCUUGUAAUAUUUCAAAACCCCUGACGUUGUACACUCACUCUCUUGUAAUCUUCGAUCACUCCUGGAAAUUUUUUACACUAUACUUCCUCACUGCUCCUCAAUAUUGAAUAUUUGUUACACAACAAAACCACUGCUCCUCAGUACUGGAUAGUUGUCACACUAAAAACCCUCACUGCUCCUCAAUACGGAAUAUUUGUUACACUACAACCAGUUGUUGCUUCUCAUUUCUGGAUGUUUGUCUCCUCAAUACUGGAUACUGAACAUUCUCAAUGCUGCCAGAGAUUUAGUAGGAUUAUUGAUACAGAUUUAUCAAAAUGUAAAAGUAACAAAAUAUGGAAAAUAAUCUUCUACUCUCUCAUUUAAUUUUAUACAUCCUUUAUUCACCCAAAAUAACAGUUACUGAGUAACUAUUAUUUAUUUUAUAAAUUAUUCUGAUUGAGUUCCAGGUAAAGUAACUGUUGCUAGGUUACUCUUGUUUAUUUUAUAAAUUAUUCUGGUUGAGUUCCAGGUAAAGUAACUGUUGCUAGGUUACUCUUGUUUAUUUUAUAAAUUAUUCUGGUUGAGUUCCAGGUAAAGUAACUGUUGCUAGGUUACUCUUGUUUAUUUUAUAAAUUAUUCUGGUUGAGUUCCAGAUAAAGUAACAGUUGCUAGGUCACUCUUGUUUAUUUUAUAAAUUAUUCUGGUUGAGUUCCAGAUAAAGUAACUAUUGCUAGGUCACUCAUGUUUAUUUUAUAAAUUAUUCUGGUUGAGUUCCAGAUAAAGUAACUGUUACUAAGUAACUCUUGUUUAUUUUAUAAAUUAUUCUGGUUGAGUUCCAGAUAAAGUAACUAUUGCUAUGUCACUCAUGUUUAUUUUAUAAAUUAUUCUGGUUGAGUUCCAGAUAAAGUAACAGUUGCUAGGUCACUCUUGUUUAUUUUAUAAAUUAUUCUGGUUGAGUUCCAGAUAAAGUAACUAUUGCUAGGUCACUCAUGUUUAAUUUAUAAAUUAUUCUGGUUGAGUUCCAGGUAAAGUAACUGUUGCUAGGUUACUCUUGUUUAUUUAGUAAGUUCUCAUAAAGCCACAGACAGAAAUCACAGAUACUAGUUAACUUGUAUUUAUUUUGGAAGACCUCUAAUUGUUUCGUUAACUGAUAUUGAAAAUGUUUCAAAUAGAGUAGGAAUGACAAAACCUGGAAUUUCAGGCAAAUUGCCAUAAUCACUGCCUGAGUAUUGAAUUGUUUAUUUGUUCAGCUAUACAUCUAUUUAAAUAACUUUGUUAUGUGUAAAACUGAAAUGAGACUUGAAGAUGAUUUAGUGAAUAACUGCCAGAACUUCUGUAUAUAUAUUUGUGUAUAUGAUUUAUUAUAUUUAAAUUCUAGUCAUUUGGUAGAAAUGAUUAUAUGUGUUACAAGUACACAUCACCUAAAUUAACUUUUUAAAAAAUCAGUUCCACCUCUGAGUUAUUUGUUUUUGUUACUUGUUACAACUGUACAGUUUUAAAGAGGAAUAUAUACAAACAAAUUUUUUUAACUAACUUCUGAAAACUGUAAAAUUUAUUAAUUAUGUUAACAGGGUAAAUGUUUACUUGUUUUGGUAUACCACACAGUCUUUCUCAAGUUUUUGUUGGGAGCCUAACGAUUAACAGGAUAUCUACUGUUAUAUGUUUGUUUUAAGGUAAAAAAAUAAAUUGAAAGGCUUAUAUUGUUGAUUGAUUUGUACAUCUUGGCAAAUGUAAAGAACUGAAUAUCUGUUAUGUUAUCUUGACAGUGAGAGUUUUAACCAAUCUUCUUUAAAAUAGUUUUGAUAUUUACAUAAUACAAAAUUAUAAUAUAUUUAAGUCUGUUGCAAAGUUGAGGGUGCUUGACUAGUGAUGUAUAUUUUACAAUGAUAGAUUAAAAGUAUAAGGAGUGGCUUCUAACAAGUCAAUCUAGAGGGGUCUAGGGGCAUACCCCCCAGAAAAUUAAUAUAAUUUACAGUUGUUAUAUAAGUUAAAGUCGGGGUGCUACAGCACCCCCAGUUCCGACACCUCUAUGUUCAUAUUUGGACUGGUGGUUAGGGUGCUCAACUCGGAAUUUAAGGGUCACAGGUUCGAAUUCCCGUCACACCGAACUUGCUCACCCUUUCAGCUGUAGGAGCAUUAUAAUGUGAUGGUAAAUCCCACUAUUUGUUGGUAAAACAGUAGCCAAAAAGUUGGGGGUAGGUGGUGUUGACUAGCUGCCUUCUCUCUAGUCUUUCACUACUAAAUUAGGAAUGGUUAGUGUAGUUAGCCCUCGUGUAGCUUUGCUUGAAAUUCCAACCAAUCUGUUCAUAUUAGCCAUCUCCUGUGUUCAUCUAUAAAUUCUCUGUACGAUACUAUAAUCUCGAUGUUAUGAAAGACACUCUCCUAACUUAAUUACAUAUACUCGCUUCCAAAACACUGUGUUGAAUCACAUAAUAUUUGUUAUUAAAGUGUCCUUUCUGAGGCUUUGAAUGUGUUGAUUACGAAAGCGAAGAAAAAUUAGAACAAAAGAUGAGGACUCAGUUCUGGAACAUCGUGUAUUAUUUAUCUUUGUUAUUAAAAAUAUAAACUUUAAUUUUAGCAACGAACUUUAUUAUCUAAGUGAUUCAUUGUUUUCAUACGUUUAUUACAAUAGCAGAUUAUUUGUUUUUAUUAAACGUUUUGGCUUUAUUCUUAACCCUAAUUCUAAACGUAUAAGAAACAGUAUUUGAAAAAUAAUUAAAGACUUCCUUCUCAAAAGAGAAGUCAGAAGAGCGGAAUUAUUCUAUCGUGCUUAUUACAGGAAAUUAUAACCUAAUCUAAAACUACCGUUAAAAAGUUGUAGUUUUUUCUGAUUGCUUGACUGUUGUUAGAGAAUAUUGAUACCUGAGUUUAGAAGCAUAUUAAUUAUUAUGCUAAUAUAUUAAUAAAUUGACAAACAAUGAUGUAGAAACAUAAAUGUAGUCAUACUAAAGUCUAAACGUGCCGACAGAACAUUAGCCUAUCUUGUUGUGAAAAAACAAUUCCGUUAUGCUUAUAAUUCGACGUUUGGCAAUUUAUUACUAUUAAUUAUAAUUUAUUUAUUAUUAGUACAAUGUGUGUACAUUUAUUACCUGAACGGCCUUUUCUCUCCUUUUAUAAAUCGUUUUUAUUAUUUAUGAUUUAAAUAAUCCGUGAUACGUUCUUCCGCUAAGCCUUGUAGUACAAGAGAAAAAUUGGUUACUCCUGAUGACUGAUGUUAACACCGCAGAGCUCGGGUAGUUGGGUGUUCCAAUUUAUGAGAGUCAAAAUUUUAUAAACAGUAUAUAAGGUAAAGUGACACAUUUACUUGAGAUGAACUGAUGUUGAAGAGGGAAUUAGAAGCAGAUUGUUUGUAUCGCAUAAUAACACACUUUGUUUUAUUGUAUUAGAAAUGUAGAGUUUUAAAGUAGAUAUAGUCUGUAUUGUUGAUUUCCAUUAAUAAAAAAUAACGUGUUUUCAA